GAUCUCCAAACAUGAGGAGAACACCCAACUGCCCAUCCAUGUCAUUGAAUUCAUCUUCCAGCAGUUGCCUCUACACGAUCUUGUUCGGACAAAAUCCGUCUUCUUUCUGGAACUCUGUCACAGAAUCCCUGCUAUCCGCGCGCUUCCCCGAGCCCCCCUGGCUCUUACUCCCUCCUAAACAAGGCUCCACUUCUUGCCGCUUCAUUAACGUAGAAGGAAACACGGAAGAGACCACGUCGGACGUUCGAACCGAUCUUCCUUCUCUGAAAACUCCCUUCAGCAUAACCAGAACUGUGUACGCCAAUCCAUAUGUUACGUUUCUGGUUUCCUUUAAUGGUGCAUGGCAGCGCCAAUCCAUGCAGCAUGCAGGAGGUCAGUGGAAAUAUUUUGUCACAAAAGCUGUCCUUACUGGUGAACCUGUCGGCAAAUGCGGUGUCUAUCGACGGAAAGAUCUAACAAAUUGUAAAGGGAACUCGAUUUACUUCACUAAUGAUUGUUGGCAUGGUCAACCUGAUGGAUCAUGGGGGCACGAUGUUGGAAUAUACAGCUUGGAAGAUGGAAGUGUGUCGCCAAUUCUGGAGUUUGAAGUCUCCGGAAAUGCCCAACAACAACCUUGCUGGAUUGUUCCUCCUGCAGACUUCUGCAAUUGAAAUUGCUAGGCAUGAGACUAUGGGAAACAAGUUCUUGAGGAUGCAUUAGUUUCACAUUUUUCCUCUUAUAUAUGGUGAUUUUUUUUACUGAGUUUGUGGAAUGAUAAAAUUUUGAAGUUAUU
Rubroshorea leprosula is the source of this 772-nucleotide messenger RNA. Lineage: Eukaryota; Viridiplantae; Streptophyta; Magnoliopsida; Malvales; Dipterocarpaceae. The record is from the annotation of a GenBank genome assembly.